UGAAGGCGGGAGCCAGAGGGAGUUCGGGGAAGCGAUCCUUCCGGAAGUGACGUUCACGUGGGCGGGACCUCGGCGACACGGGGGCGGGGGCGGGGACACUUGGCCGCCGCCCCGGGCUGGAGGUGAGCGGGAUGGGACCUGCGGGAAGUGUUUGUGAGUCCCGCGAAGGUGCAGGCCCCCUUGUGAGCAGCAGACCGGCCUGGUGGCUGGCAGCAGGACACCCGAGCCUGCAUGCUGAGGAAGAUGGGUGAGGCGGUGGCCAGAGUUGCGAGGAAGGUCAACGAGACGGUGGAGAGUGACUCUGACACCCUGGAUCUGGCCGAGUGCAAGCUGGUUUCUUUCCCCAUCGGCAUCUACAAGGUCCUGCGCAAUGUCACCGACCAGAUCCACCUCAUCACGCUGGCCAACAACGAGCUCAAGUCCCUCACCAGCAAGUUCAUGACCACAUUCUGUCAGCUUCAAGAGCUCCGCCUGGAAGGGAACUUCCUGCACCGCCUCCCCAACGAGGUCAGCGCCCUGCAGCACCUCAAGGCCAUCGACCUGUCUCGGAACCAGUUCCACGACUUCCCUGAGCAGCUCACCACCCUGCCGGCACUGGAGACCAUCAAUCUGGAGGAGAACGAGAUUGUGGAUGUGCCCGUGGAGAAGCUAGCUGCCAUGCCUGCCUUGCGCAGCAUCAAUCUCCGCUUCAACCCGCUGAACGCCGAGGUGCGCGUCAUCGCCCCGCCACUCAUCAAGUUUGACAUGCUCAUGUCUCCAGAGGGCACGCGGGCCCCCCCACCUUAGGCCUCCCUCCUCAUGCCCACCCAGAAGGGACAGAAGCCACUUGGCCUGGGACCCUGAGGGGAGGGAGCCCCAAGGGCCUGUGGGAGGCCAAGCUUGGAGGGCUGGGGAUGGGUGGGCCCAACAGCGCGUGGGAGGGGGUGCAGCGGUCCAGGAUAGAUAGCUUAGAGCUGCAGAGGGUCCUGGAAUGCCCAGAGGAGGAGGCGAGAUGGGGGCUAGAGCCAGGACUCUGGGCAUUCAUAGCCUCUGUGCAAACUUGGGCAGGCCCCCACCCUCUCUGAGACUUACAGUUCCGGGAAAGGGCUUGUGGCAGUGGGUCUCUGCCUCCUUGGGCUCCUUGGAGGCCUUUUAGGGACACACGCCACCAAGUCUUCAAUUCCUCGGUAUCUUCUGAGCUCGCAGCUGAGCAUCGCUGAGCAUUUCUUGGGCCCCUGUGGGUUGAGGCCUUGCUUCUAGUGCUGAGAGCCAGUCGCUGCCCCAAGACGAACA
Myotis davidii is the source of this 1272-nucleotide messenger RNA. It is a transcript of the gene LRRC20, whose product is annotated as leucine rich repeat containing 20. Lineage: Eukaryota; Metazoa; Chordata; Mammalia; Chiroptera; Vespertilionidae. The transcript has 5 exons. Bases 232 to 786 code for a protein of 184 amino acids. The record is from RefSeq and is a predicted model, not a curated record. Gene Ontology annotation, molecular function: protein binding.